This is a messenger RNA of Pomacea canaliculata, 6186 nucleotides long. RefSeq names its product ATP-binding cassette sub-family A member 5-like. Gene Ontology annotation, cellular component: membrane; intracellular membrane-bounded organelle. Gene Ontology annotation, biological process: transmembrane transport; lipid transport. The record is from RefSeq and is a predicted model, not a curated record. NCBI's taxonomy places the organism in Eukaryota, Metazoa, Mollusca, Gastropoda, Architaenioglossa, Ampullariidae. Gene Ontology annotation, molecular function: ABC-type transporter activity; lipid carrier activity; ATP binding.
CGUAUAAGUUAUCAUAUGUGGAGAUGCCCAAGCACUGCAGGUGGAGGCUUUCGAGUGACAUUUCUUGAAGUGAAUCAACCACUGCAGUGUAAGAUGAAGGCCACAUUUGUGUCUCAGAUGCGAGCCCUGUUGUGGCGCAAUUAUCUCCUCAAGCGCCGGAACAAGAAACAGCUCUGGCAGGAGGUGUUCUUUCCAGUUUUUUACUUAUCCAUUUUGAUCAUGAUCAAGGCACUGGUAAAACCAGAAACAAAACCAGCUGUUCAGUUCCCCGUAAAUUCUUUGAACAACAUCUCCAUGAUUAGCCCGUACAAUAAACAGCUUCUUGUUGUUGCACCAUCGCACAUUGAUGUCAAACCAGUAAUGAGGAUCAUAUCGGGAAAACUUCAAAACAUUAAUUACACUAUCUACCCAACCAAGGAAUUAGCCGAGGAGGCCUAUGAGCAGGAUAGAGAUAAUGUAGCAGCAGGAAUAAUAUUUAGCUAUUUACCUUCGGAAGGAAAUGGAAGCAGUGUCUUGAGUUAUGCUAUUAGAAUGUCAUGUGAAUCGUCCCCAGACACAGGAACCAUUUUCCGACAAGCACUGGAUCAAGGUGGUUGUAGGGGAGAUGACAACAAACAAGGUAGUGGAACUGGGGACUGUUUGGUAAAUAUGUACCUUCAGAAUGGCUUUGUCUACCUACAGACUAUAAUUGACUGGGCACUCAUGCAGAAUGAGAAUAUAACAGUACCUUUCAUGGAUGUGAAUGUCCAGUUGAUGCCUAAAAAUAAAUACACUCCAGAUCUCACAUACCUGCAGACAGUCGCAUCCAUCUACUUUGUGAUGGCAUAUUCAUUCUUUAUAAACUUCCUUACUAUCAACUUAGUGGCUGAAAAAGAGAAAAAAAUACGUGAGGGCAUGUUUAUGAUGGGUCUACGGAACUCUGUGUUUUGGUUGUCAUGGUCUGCUGUAUAUUUCCUGAUUAUUUUAUUGGUAACUGUUCUGGUGGUUAUUCUAGCAUCAGUUGGCAAAUUUUUUCAACAUAGCAAUAUUUUCCUGCUUUUCGUCAUGCUAAUGUUGUAUGGCCUUUCCAUCAUUGCCCUUGCCUUCCUUCUCACACCAUUUUUCAGCAAAGCCCGGACUGCAGGCAGCAUUGCAAGCUUCUCUACAAUUGUCAUAUCAUUAUUAUACCUGGCUGUAAGUCAGACUCGCACAACCACGCCUAAUGGGUAUCAAUAUGCUGUUCCACCAAGUGCCCAGUGGGUCAUGUGUCUGCUGUCACCCAUUGCAUUGGCUCUAGCAAUGGAUCAGGGAAUCUUCUUGGACAUCGCAAAAGGUGGCAUGAACUUUGACACAAUAUCACUUGGAGAUUUUCCUUUGCAAGCCCCUCUGAUUAUGCUGGUUGUGGAUAUUAUACUGUACUUUCUGCUUGCCAUAUAUCUAGACCAUGUCAUUCCUGGUGAGUAUGGUGUGCGGUACAAGCCCUGGUAUUUUCUGCAGUGCUCCUACUGGUUUCCUCAGAAGAGCAGUCUUGGUGAAAGAACUCAGCUUGUGAGAAGUGGGGCACAUGAUGACAAUGAGGAUAUUGUGUCAGGUCCAGAUAUAGAACCAGUGACACAUGACAUGCACAAUAAAAGAGCAUUGAGAAUCAUUAAUAUAACCAAGGAGUUUAAAUCCAAGGAGACAGUCACUGCAGUUAAAGAACUUUCUUUGGAUCUGUAUGAAGGCCACAUCACAGCUUUGCUGGGACAUAAUGGUGCAGGAAAGACAACGCUGAUAAAUAUGCUUACAGGCUUGAUGCCGCCUUCUUCAGGAACAGCCCUGAUAAAGGGACUGGAUAUCUCUUCAAGUGGUGAUAUGGAGGAGAUUCGGUCAAUGUGUGGGAUCUGCCCUCAGCACAAUAUUUUGUAUGAUGAACUCACAUGUCGUGAACAUCUCAUCCUGUUUGCUGGAAUUAAGGGAGUGCCUGUUGGUCAAAUAACUGCUAAUGUGGAUUGGGCAUUGAACAGUGUCAAUCUCAUGGACCAGGCAGAAGUAUUUGCCUCCAAGCUGAGUGGUGGACAGAAGCGGAAACUUUCUGUUGCAAUGGCUUUGAUCGGUGAUCCCAAGAUAAUCUUCUUGGAUGAACCAACAGCAGGUAUGGACCCAUACUCAAGACGACAUCUUUGGUCUUUACUGAAAAACAGUAAACAAGGCCGUCUUAUUCUACUUACAACCCAUUUUAUGGAUGAAGCUGAUAUUCUUGCAGACAGGAAAGCAAUUAUCAGCAAAGGAAAAUUGAAGUGCUGUGGAUCUUCUCUUUUUCUAAAGACUAACUUUGGCAUAGGCUAUCAUUUCAAUAUGGUCAAGGAGCAGGACUAUGAUGAAGAGAGAGUUCUGCAGAUGCUGAAGUCUCAUGUCAGUGGGGUGACAUUUAAGAGAUCACAUGGCAAAGAGGUUGCCUACAUCAUUCCUCAUUCUGAAGUCAGCAAAUUUCCUAAGCUCUUCAAGUCUCUGGAAGAGUCUAAAGAUAACAAAACCAUUGCACAGUCUCUUGGAAUCAGCAGCUAUGGUGUUUCCAUGCCUACACUAGAGGAGGUCUUCCUGAAGUUAGAAGAAGAUACAGAAGAGAACAACAAAACCAUUGAAGGCAGUCAAAAUCCAUCGUUCUACAGCUCUGUGCUGCCGUUGGAUGUACAGGAACCUACUAAUGUGGAUGGGGAUUCAACACUUCUAGAUCCAAGCAAGAUUACCCCCAACAUGCAGAAAGAUUCUGGUCUUAUCAAACUUCACAUUUUGGGCUCUGAUGAAGAUCCGAUUUCUCCUGACCAUCCGCAGCAAAGCUUUAUUAUUGUUUCAGAUACUUUUGCGGUGGGUCUUGUUGCUGCUGGCAUUGCCGUGAGUAGAAUUUCUCAGAAAGGUGAUACAUCACAUCCCAUAUCACUGCAAAUAUCAGCUGCUUGGUAUGCUAAUGUGUGGGGAUUUCAAGCUGUCAGUAACAACUAUAUGUUUUUGGACUCUGUUGACAAUGCAACCAGCAAACGUUUUGAGACCACUCUCAACUCCACCUUUAUGGUGGACAGCUUUUUGUCUGGCAAAGUCAACAUUCUUGAUGUGGCACCCCAUUUCCUCGGGGUAAACAUUCUGGCAACAGAUUCAGGGACUGACAGCAUCUUAAGUUACACAGCACUCUACAAUGACACUGCCAUCCAUUCUCUGCCUGCAGUCAUAAACUCUGUGUCAUCAGCCAUCCUUAAGAUGAGGGACCCAAAGAAGCAGAUUAUAACCUAUAGUUUUCCAUGGCCAUGUGGCAAUAAGUUAAAAUGGGAUGGAAGCAGCUUUUCGUCAGCUUUGAUGAUUGGUUUAGCUUUUGUUCUGGUUGCCCCAGGCUUUGCUGUCACCAUUGUGUACGAAACUCAAAACAAAAUCAGAAGCCAAUUACGUGUGUCAGGCGUGACCUUCAACAUGUACUGGGGCACUGUGUUCAUCUUCAGUCUCCUCAUUUACCUGAUUCCAGCUGUCGCCUGCCUUAUCAUAGCAUUAGCAACAAAGUUGCCAUCUUUCACACCAGCAGGUGCCAUCCUGAGUGUGAUAUUUUUGUUUAUCGUUUUCAUCCCAAAUGCUUUGCUGCUAGCUUUUGUGUUUUCAUUCUUCUUCAACAAGUUUGAGACCUGUAUGGCUGUCUUACCAAAUAUCUUUACUAUGGCAGGCAUGAUUCCCUAUAUGAUUGUGUCACUUCUGGAUAUGCUGAGCACACAAAAUACAGCCACAGUUCUUCAUUACAUCUUUCUUUUCACUGAUCCUCUGUACACAAUAUUUGGUGGAUUUUACUACAUUGACAAGGUGCACCGUGUAGCAUUGUCUGAAAUGAGACUUCCUACAGUUGGCGAAUAUUUUUCUUUCAAAAACAACAUUCUUCUCUGCAUUUUGUUGCCUCUCCUUGAGUUCCCAUUGCUGUAUUUACUUCUGAGAAUUCUGGAUGUUCGGAGGAAUGGAGGUACAGUGCAAGAAGCUCUUCCCUUUGGCUUCUCACAAAGCAUGAGGAUUAUACCACCUGAGAACACAGACAAGAUUGAGAACGAGGAUGAAGAUGUAGCAAAUGAAAGACAGCUGGUGGAAAGACUGUAUGAAUCAGAGGAAGGAAGAGAGAACUGUGCAGCCUUUGUUCGACAAAUCAGGAAGGAGUUUAUAAAACAAGAGGAGAGCAUGCCAUGUAAGAAGUCAAAGCAAGAGCAGAUGAAGAUAGCUGUUCGCAAUCUUUCCUUUACUAUAAACAAGGGAGAAGUCUUUGGCUUGCUAGGACCCAAUGGCGCAGGGAAGACAACAGUACUCAAUAUGAUGAUUGCAGAAUUCAUCCAGACAAGGGAAAGAUGGUUGGUAGUGGUGGCUGGCCAUGAUGUCCACUCUAAUUUGUCAGAGGCCUUCCAAGCACUUGGUUACUGUCCUCAGCAUGAUGCACAGUGGGACACCAUCCGACUAGAGGAGCAUCUGGAGUGUUAUGCUGCUAUCAAAGGGAUAGCCAAGAAAGACAUACCACUUGUUGUUGACUAUUUUGUUAAAAACCUAAAGGCUGAUGAUCACCGUAAGAAGAAUUCAAAAGAAUUAUCUGGUGGAACAAAGCGUAAACUCAGCUAUGCCAUGUCGAUGCUAGGUUGGCCAGAAAUAGUUUUGCUGGAUGAACCAUCCACUGGGAUGGAUCCUAAAUCUAAACGCUUUCUUUGGGACACCAUCAGCAGCACCUUUGAGGGGAAUGAGCAGGGAGCCAUCUUAACUACACAUUACAUGGAGGAGGCUGAUGCUUUGUGUUCACGCGUGGGCAUCAUGGUCAAUGGCCAGCUAGAGUGCCUUGGGCCAACACAGCAUUUGAAGAGCAAAUACGGCAGUGGUUAUUUGUUGGAAGUCAAGCUAGGCAUUGGUCAGAGUGCAGCAAGUGCUCUUGAAGAUCGUCUGCUUACUUUGCAAAGCCAUUUGCAGUCCCUUUUCCCCAGUGCAGUGUGCCUAGAGAGUUUUGGAGAGCACGCACAGUAUAGAAUACCACAAGAGGAAGUUCAUGUUUUGUCUUCUGCUUUUGAAGCCUUUGAAAACUGUAAAAAGAGCCAUGGAGUGGAAGAAUACAGUUUCAGUCAGUCCACCCUGGAGCAAGUGUUUCUUGAUUUUGCUAAGAGACAGCUGAAGGAAGGAGAGGAUCCUGGGGAUGAAAACUUGCAAGGCUCAACAGCUAGCCAUACCACAGAUAAUUAGACAAACAGAACUUCACAUCGUGUUUGCAACAUUAUUGAGUUCCUUGAUGCUUUUGAACAUAAAGUGAGCUUUUGUUAAUUGAGAAUAAUUAUUUUAAUGGUUCAUACUUGUAAACUGACCACUUUUGGAACUGUUGUCUGUGAUCCAGAUUCUGCAUCAGUUGAUUAUCAAAUUUCUUAUAAUUGCAGCGCAUUUGAAUUUAAAAAAUUUGUACCAUGUUUCUAUUGCAAAUUGAAUAUUGUUUAAAAUGUUAAAUGAACAGUAAAUUAUUUUACUUCCUGUCUCCCUCAGAGUUAUGAAAUUAAAUAUUUUCAAAUAUUUUGUGCUGCUUCCCUUGUAUAUAUGGUUAAAAGAUAUGCACCUACAUACUACAUUUUUCUACUGACAAUUUUAGCCAAAUGAAAAUCUGAUUUGUGGCAAAAAUAAUCAGCAUUUUGUAAAAUAAACACUUCUAAUCUACAGCUAUGUUCAGCAGAUUAGACAUUUGAGUAAUUAUAUUGGUAAGCAAUUUAUGCAUCUUAUGCAUUUGACAGUAUAAGUUUAACAGUGAGCACUUUACCUUUACACUUAAUCCUUUUCAGCUGUUUCAGCCAUUGGUCAAUCCCAUCACUACUGUUAAGUCCUUUUUUUUCUCUGAACACAGAACAGAAGCUGCCAGGCUAAAAAAAGAGCUGUACAGUGUACAGCAUUGUGAUAGGACAGUGCUCAACGGAUAUAUCUGUUGUCUUAGUCUUUGCUGAUUCAUUUAAAUAUAAAACAUGAUCAAAUUGUCUUCCAUUUUUUGGCAAGAUGCUGUCUUCACUGCAUUCCUCUUCAUUCUCUUAACUUUUCAUAAUGUACACAUAUACAAGUAUAUAAUAAACAACUGCCAGAGUGUUCCUUAUGGACUGACAUCUGUUAUUCCAGUUUUAACCUGGUUGUUAUGCACAUUGCCAAAUUAUUUUAUUUUGUAAUCUUGUCAAAUUCAGAUAUAAAAUACCUUGUUAUCAC